CGCGAAGGGGCCGCCGGAGCUGGGAAGGCGGAAGGGGAGCAGGCGAGGAGGCGCCCCUUCCUCGUUGAGGACUAGGAUCUCCUUUGACUCAUUCUCCCAGGAGCGGAAGGGAGGAGCGGCCAUGCCCUCGGAGGACCCUCCUCCACCCAGUCGCCCCUCCAGACUGGCGCAAGAGAAGCCCUCCAAGCCAGGCAGCCCCAGUUCCGAAGGCCACAGGGCGAAGCUGGACAAGAUGGUGCAAGGCGGCGACGCCGGCAGGAAGCCCUGCCGCCCGGCAAGCGAAGGGGAGAAGGACUCUGGAUUCUCAGACGGGAGCUCGGAGUGCCUGAGCGCCGUGGAGCAGACCGACGCCGAGGAGCAGGCCGGCCGCUCGCCACGCCAGCCAGCCAAGUUGCCGCGGCCGCCACAGAAGGGGCCGGGGGGGCUCCCAGGCAGCGCCUUACCUGGCCUCGCCCCCAUUUACAUUGUCAAAAACGUUAUCCUCAAACAGCCCCUGGGAGCGCCAGCGGCCACCCCAGUCCUGGCCUGGAGCAGCCAGCACCCCCUCGACAGCGGGGAGGGCCCCCCGGCCCGCCUCCUCCUCAUCCAGCAGCCCGUGGGUCCCCUGAAGGGCCCACUGCCCGGCCAGAAGCCUCCCGCCAAGGACGCCUGCCCGCCCCGCCUUGGCGGCUACCCCCGGAUCGCACCGCACCCGGGCCACCCUCCACCAGCCCCGCAGGCCGGCGCAGCAGGACCGGCUCCCGCAGCGGCCGCCAGCAAGGGCAAGCGCUUCUGCCUGGACGAGGCCUGGUCCCUGGCCUCCAAUGCAACCGCCCCAGCCGGCGGCGGGGACAAGUCGCGGAAGGAGGCGCCCCCCGCCUGGGGCAGCCCGCCGGUCGCCGCCCCCCCGAGCCUGGAAGCCCUCGCCCAGGACGCGGCAGCCUCCUCUGAGGGGUGGGACCUGGCGGAAGGCCGGACGCUCUCCCGCGCCUCCAAGCGGCUGGGCUGCGGCAGCCUGGGCCGGCAGCGCCGCUUCCAGAACACCGUGGAGGUCCUGCGCCGGUCGGGGCUGCUGGGCAUCACGCUGCGGACCAAGCAGCUGCUCCGGCAGAACGGCAGCACCCAGCGCGAGCUGGCCGAGCUGCGGGAGCACGCCCAGCUCCUCUGCGAGGCCGUGCGCAGCAACGACGGCCGGGCCUGGGCCCGCCUGCAGCAGGCUGUGGACCGCUCCGCCGCCUACUGGGCCGCCAGGGGGGCCGGCUUGGACACGCAGCCCCCCGGGCAGCAGAGCCCCCCUGCGGCCAAGCCUCCGGACCCCCGCCCGGGUGCUGGCCGGGCCUCCUCGCCUCGCUCGCCCAGGAGCGCGCCCCUCCUGCCAGAGGCGCCUGUGCCCGCUGGGCUGCUGUAG
Molecule: messenger RNA, 1387 nt
Organism: Varanus komodoensis (Komodo dragon)
Lineage: Eukaryota; Metazoa; Chordata; Lepidosauria; Squamata; Varanidae
Gene: CIPC
Product: CLOCK interacting pacemaker
Exons: 4
Coding region: 122-1387 (421 amino acids)
Biological process (GO): negative regulation of circadian rhythm; negative regulation of DNA-templated transcription
Cellular component (GO): nucleus
Source: RefSeq, a predicted model, not a curated record